CAACGUUGUUUGUUUGCUGUAUGUUUUCCACUGUAAGAAGAAGAAGAAGAAUGUAAGAAGAAUGACUAUACAAAUCAAUUGGAGGCUUGCUUCAUUGAUCACAACCGUUGUUUCUGCUGCUCCAUGGAGUCUGGUGUGCGCAUUUACAAUGUGGAGCCUUUGAUGGAGAAGGGCCACUUGGAUCACGAGCAGGUGGGCAGCGUGGCGUCGUGCUCCAUGCUGCAUCGCUCCAACCUGCUGGCCGUGGUCGGGGGCGGAGUCAGCCCCAAGUUCUCUGAGAUAUCCGUGCUGAUCUGGGAUGACGCGUGCGAUUCCCGAGACGCCAAAGACAAGCUGGUCCUGGAGUUCACCUUCACCAAGCCGGUGCUGGCGGUCCGGAUGCGACACGACAAGAUCGUCAUGGUGUUGAAGAACAGGAUCUAUGUGUACAGCUUACCCGACAAGCCGCUCAAGCUCUUUGAGUUUGAUACGCGCGACAACCCCAAAGGUCUGUGCGACUUGUGUCCGAGUCUGGACAAGCAGCUGCUGGUUUUCCCGGGACACAAAUGUGGAAGUCUGCAGCUGGCGGACCUGUCCAACAGCAAGCCCGGGACGUCGUCGGCGCCGUUCACCAUCAACGCGCACCAGAGCGAGAUCGCCUGCCUGGCGCUCAACCAGCCGGGAAGCGUGGCCGCCUCGGCCUCUCGCAAGGGGACGCUCAUACGCCUCUUUGACACCAGCAGCCGCGACAAACUGGUGGAGCUGCGGCGAGGCACCGACCCCGCCACGCUCUACUGCCUCAACUUCAGUCACGACUCGUCCUUCUUGUGCGCAUCCAGUGACAAAGGGACGGUCCACAUCUUCGCCCUGAAAGACACCAAACUUAACCGCCGCUCCGCGUUGGCGCGCGUGGGCAAGGUGGGCCCCGUCAUCGGCCAGUACGUGGACAGCCAGUGGUCGCUGGCCAGCUUCACCGUGCCCGCCGAGUGCGCCUGCAUCUGCGCCUUCGGGAAGAACACAUCCAAGAACGUCAACUCCGUCAUCGGUCCGAGGGAGGGGUCGUCGUUUGCUGCGCACCGGCCACAUUUCGCCUCUAACAUUUCCUUUGCUCUCUAUGGCAGCCAUCUGCGUGGACGGCACCUUCCACAAGUACGUCUUCACGCCCGACGGAAACUGCAACCGAGAAGCCUUUGACGUCUACUUGGACAUUUGCAACGACGACGACUUUUGAUCCAGGACGGAAGGAAACGGGGAAGGACCCAAGGAAGAAACGGCAGGACACUUCAAGUGAAGCCAGGUGUCACCUUUUGCGGUUCGGCAGGAGGAGCUGUCAAAGUCACCUGUGCGCAUGCACGUGUGAGUAGCUCAUCCGAGGACGCGCCGACAGAACAUUCUUCCAAAUCCUCAUUCCAGAAGCGUGCUGAAGUCACAACAAGGAGGUAAGGCAGGCGUUUGUUUCGUCCUCU
Molecule: messenger RNA, 1445 nt
Organism: Syngnathus typhle (broad-nosed pipefish)
Lineage: Eukaryota; Metazoa; Chordata; Actinopteri; Syngnathiformes; Syngnathidae
Product: WD repeat domain phosphoinositide-interacting protein 4-like
Exons: 10
Coding region: 124-1173 (349 amino acids)
Biological process (GO): protein lipidation; protein localization to phagophore assembly site; nucleophagy
Cellular component (GO): phagophore assembly site membrane; extrinsic component of membrane; cytosol
Molecular function (GO): protein binding; phosphatidylinositol-3,5-bisphosphate binding; phosphatidylinositol-3-phosphate binding
Source: RefSeq, a predicted model, not a curated record